AUGAAUAACUCUAUAGGUAGGCAGUCCAAAAUGGAUAAACUAAAAAUAAAUAUCCGUGCAGUCUUACAGAGUGCUAAGAAUGGAGUGGAGGCUUCCAAUUUUGAAGACCACUACAGAAGUUUGACAAAAGAAAACAUACAAUAUGCACAGUAUGGCUAUAAGAGCCUCGACGAACUUAUGGCCAACAUUCCAGAUACUGUCUACUUAGCAAAUUAUCGUGGUACAAAGAUUUAUCGUGCAGUCUGUACCGAUUCCACAUAUCACCUACAGAAGCUCAUCAACAGACAGAAGUCCGUAUCAGCUCGAAAAUCAAAACCAGUUCCUAAUCGGCGGCGUCCUCUCUUUGCCAAUGAAAAUCUUCAGAACUCCACUUGCAGAUACAAUAGAUACGAAGAUAACCGAAAGCGAUACCCAAAUGUGCGAGUGACAGUCGACAGUUCAGGUCGUGGACAGCAGGUAAACUGCUGGGGUGAUGUGAAAAGAUCAGUUGAGAUGGGAGAUAUUAAUGCAAAUUGCAAUAAGCAUGAGACAAAAUCUGUGAUGAUGUCCGUAUCGAAGAGCAAUCGUGUGUUUGAGAAAGCAGUCAAAGAUAUAUCCAGUAAUGAGGUACCUUAUGGCUCAAUGAAUACAUUUCCUCUGGCCCCUCGAUUCCAGAAACAGAAGAACAAUACUCCAGCACCAGAUUUUAUGAAAGGAAGGCAUGAGCAUACACCAAGAUCAAAUAAAGUUUCCUCGUCAGUAUUGGAUGGCAAACAGUACACCGAAUGUCUUGUAGAGUUUGUGUCGAAGAAUUCCUUAUCUUUUGCAAUACAGUCAUUACCUGUUGAAAAUGGAUUCACCGCCUCUAUACAAAUCAAAAACGAGGUUUAUGAAAGUAGUGCCCGCUUCCCCAGUGAACAAGAAGCACAGUACUCUGCAGCAAAGAAUGCUUGUAUCAGCCUUGGUCUUGAUCCGUAUAAAAUGGAUGAUCCUGUAGGAAUUGAUGAACAUGAACUAAAGAAAAGGGUCCAGCAGAUCGUUGUUCAGAAUGGGCUGUGGUUGAAAAAUCUGGGAGAGACAUAUGAAAAACAGUUCGGAGAGACAGCUCCAGAUAACCUGCAAGACCUGGUGCGAUCUUGGGUCGACAUGUUUAAGAUAGAACAAGCUUGUGCUACACAGAUGGAAAUCGUGUAUCCAGUGAAACAGUCCUUGGUGUCAUUUACAGGCAAGGAAGUUGAAAUAAAAAAUGCUGAAUUGUUACCAGUCGGAUCUGUACUCAAUGUCUAUGUUAGCUUUAUCUACUCAGCUGCCCAAUUCUAUGUCCAUUUUGAGAGCAGUUGCAUUCAGGAGAUUGACACUGAACUGAACCUUCACUGUCAGAAACGUCAUGUGGAUAUAAAAGCUCUGCAGAUUGGUGGAUUUUGCGUUGCACAGUACUCCGACAACGAUGCCUGGUACAGAGCAUCUAUCUUAGACAUUGAUGAAGAAAAGGGAGAAGUAGAAGUAUACUAUGUGGAUUAUGGUAACACAGAGAGGGUUUCUAUUGACCGAAUCACCAAACUGCCCACCUCUGUUGCCCACUAUCCUGCUCAGGCUAUUCUCUGUGCAUUGUUUCAACUCAUACCACCACAGGAGGAAAGAGACUUUGAAGCUUCAAAGCAGGAAUUUGGAGCACUUGCUCAGGAUCAACUUCAAGCUAGAACAGUAUUAAUUGAUAACAAAGUUUGUCAUGUACUUCUAAUCAACCCUGAAUCAUCGUCAAAACUAUCCAUCAAUGAUAUUUUAGUGAACAGCAAAUUGGCCUACCUCAGUCAGACUCCUGAAGCUGACUCAGAGGAGAACGAACCAGCACCUUUAAUGUUGCCUGCUGAUAGAUUCUGGGAUGUCUACGUGUGCUUUUUGUCAUCUACAACGGACGUCAUCAUACGCAUUGUUGGUGAAAAUUACUCAGAUAAACUUGAAAAACUUGAGAAAGAAAUUGAAAAGUGGUUUCCUGAACUAUCUAAUGACCAGAUCCGAGAAGGGGACAUUUGUGCUGCUGAAGUGGAGGGCUUUUAUCACCGGGUGAAGGUUUUACAGAUGAAGGAGAGCAGAAGAACUGUGGAAUGCCUAUUCCUUGACCAUGGAGAUUCUGAUAGACUAGUACUCAAUCAGUUACGUCUGCUAGAUUCUAACUUGAAUUAUUUACCAUACCAGGCAAUUCCUUGUGUUCUUGCUGGUUUAGAGCAAUAUUCUUGUAAUAUUGGUGCCAUUGACAAGUUGAUGGAAAUGGCACUUGGCAAGACUUGUGUGGCAGAAGCUGUGACUAAGUAA
This is a messenger RNA of Octopus bimaculoides (California two-spot octopus), 2292 nucleotides long. Its product is annotated as tudor domain-containing protein 7. The record is from RefSeq and is a predicted model, not a curated record. Gene Ontology annotation, cellular component: P granule. NCBI's taxonomy places the organism in Eukaryota, Metazoa, Mollusca, Cephalopoda, Octopoda, Octopodidae. Gene Ontology annotation, biological process: spermatogenesis; piRNA processing; P granule organization.